AUGAACGAGCAGGUUGUCCGCCUGGUCAAGAAGACCUGGGCAAAGUACUGCUCAACCCCCGAUGACGCCCGCCUUAUGAUCGCGGUGAGCGGCAUCCCAGGCUCCGGCAAGACCGAGCUCGCCAGCAUGAUGUCCAAACGUAUCAACCAAAUUUACGCCUCCGAGAACCAAAACCAGAACCCUCCCUUCACCCCUAUCGCCAUAUCACUCCCCAUGGACGGCUACCACCUCACACGCGCCCAGCUAGCCGCCAUGCCCGACCCAGCCCAUGCCUUCGCCCGGCGCGGCGCAGCCUUCACCUUUGAUGGCCACAAAUUCCUGCGCCUGGUGCAAGCGCUGCGGAUACCGCUCACGCCGGACAUGGGGCCCAUCUACGCGCCCAGCUUCGACCACGCGGUGAAGGACCCCGUCGACGACGACAUCGCCAUUCCGCCAACGGUGCGAGUGAUUUUCUUCGAAGGCAAUUACCUCAGCUUAAAUAAGGAGCCGUGGGAUCAGGUGGCCGGGCUCAUGGAUGAGCUGUGGUUUGUGGAUGUGAAUUUUGAGGUUGCGAGGAAGAGGUUGAUCAGGAGGCAUGUGAAGGCGGGGAUUGCGGCAGAUGUCGAUGAGGCGGAUAAGAGGGCGAGGGAGAAUGAUUUGGUUAAUGGAAAGGAGAUUGUGGAUCUUAGGUUGCCGGUGCAGGAGGUUGUAUCAAGUAUUUAUGAUCCUGCUUGGGAGAGGUUGUAG
Penicillium canariense is the source of this 726-nucleotide messenger RNA. RefSeq names its product kinase-related protein. The coding region runs from base 1 to 726 and encodes 241 amino acids. Gene Ontology annotation, cellular component: cytoplasm. The transcript has 2 exons. The record is from RefSeq and is a predicted model, not a curated record. NCBI's taxonomy places the organism in Eukaryota, Fungi, Ascomycota, Eurotiomycetes, Eurotiales, Aspergillaceae.